Messenger RNA from Carassius carassius (crucian carp), 1161 nucleotides. Its product is annotated as galectin-8-like. Lineage: Eukaryota; Metazoa; Chordata; Actinopteri; Cypriniformes; Cyprinidae. The record is from RefSeq and is a predicted model, not a curated record. The coding region runs from base 90 to 1040 and encodes 316 amino acids. The transcript has 9 exons. Gene Ontology annotation, molecular function: carbohydrate binding.
AAUUACUUGAAAGCGUUUAUAUUUUCUUCCUAAACUGGUGAUUAACUCGUAAUAACAUAUUAAAAGAUUUAAUUUACAGCACCGCCAAUAUGUCUGUCGGAAACCCGAAACAAACAAUAAUGAAUCCAACGGUUCCUUAUGCUGGGACCAUCCUGGGAGGACUUCAUCCCGGAGAGAUGGUGCUCAUCCAGGGCAGUGUUCCCACUGAUUCAGACAGAUUUCAGGUUGACCUGACCUGCGGGAGCAGCAUGAAGCCUCGGGCAGACGUGGCCUUUCACUUCAAUCCUCGCUUCAAGCGCUCUCCCUACAUCACCUGUAACACACUGCAGAAGGAGCGCUGGGGCAAAGAGGAGACACACUACCUGAUGCCCUUCAGACACGGAGCUGCCUUCGAGAUCAUCUUACUCGUGCAGAAAGAUGUGUUCAAGGUGGCGGUGAAUGGUUCUCACCUGCUGGAGUACAGGCACAGGAUCGAGCUCAAGAAGGUGGACACACUGGCCAUAUCAGGGAAGGUUCAGAUUCAAGCCAUUGGGUUCAUUCCCAGUUCAGUGAGCAAGUGCUCCAUAACGCCUUCGAAUGCAGUUGCAAGCAAAAGAUCACAGCCUUAUUCAGUCAUGUCGGAGUCAGGUGACAUGAGUCUUCCAUUUAAGAGCAAACUUGCAAAAGGAUUGAUUCCAGGAGAUUCCAUUAUGGUGAAGGGGCAGAUCUCUGGUUCCCCAGAGAGUUUCGCUGUAAACCUGCGCAUCAGUAACUCGGAGGAUAUUGCUUUUCACUUAAACACUCGUUUCAAAACAGCUUCCAUCGUUAGAAACUCUUUCCUGUCUGGUUGUUGGGGGGAUCAGGAGACCUCCGUCCACAGCUUUCCAUUUUCACCCGGGCAAUACUUUGAGAUGAUCUUCCUGUGUGAGGCUCAGGAGUAUAAAGUGGCAGUAAACGGGUUCCAUCAGCUGAAUUACAAGCACCGUGCGCAGGAUCUAAGUUGUGUGGAUGUGAUAGAGAUUGUGGGAGAUCUAGAGCUUAAGGAUGUGAAGAUUUGGUGAGCAGCUCCAGCUUGAUGACCAUUCCCAACGCGUUUCCUCCAACCAAGUAUAUUUAAUCAACCCGAGACUCCUGCAGCUGCAAGCAAAUCGGAACUAUUUUUACUUACUCAAGUUCUCAUUU